AUGGCUGUUGAGCAGAGUGCCCAGCUUGCUGGCCCUGGACCGCUCAUUAGACCGAAGCCUUGCCCACUAUCGAAGAAGACUAAACCCUUAGUGUCGUCCCUGGACUCGGAAAAUGCAGCGGCAACUAUGCCGGGCCCUAAAACAUCUGGCAGUGCAAACACAACUCAAAAUGCUGUGAACACGGGGAAGAACAAGUAUCAAGAUUUGAAGACCACCUUUAAGGACGGUGUCAAAGCGAAUCGAAAGGUUUCUAACACUGGUGUAUCCACUUUAAGUCAGACAUGUGUGGGAAGCACUGAUGGGAAAAUCAAAAGAACGUUCACAUCCGAGUCUUCCGCACCAUGUUCAGAGGAAGUGGGAGUAACGAAGUGGGUGAAAAAUGUGGCGUCCAAGUCCCAACUGCAGCCCUCUGCGCCACCAAGUACACGAAGCGCUCAGGCGGUCUCGAACAACAACUCGGAGUGGACAGAAGAUGUUGAUGAACCUGAGACAUUUGACGAGCAAAUGGUUAAAAAUCGGGCUGGGAAAACUGCUAAAGAUGCGUCCAGGGGAAAGAAGUGUGCCUUUUCUGACUUGUUGGAGGAAGAAGAAGAAUGUGAAGUCCGAGAUGAUCCAGAUGCUGAUGAAGGCCCUAAUGUCAAUGAUCCAGUAGAAGAUGUGGACAAUGAUGUCGAGAUGGUAGAUCAGCAACUGCCUGAGGUUGGUACCAAGGCCAACAAAGCAGUGAAAACUCGGCUCACAACCUCUAUGUCAGUUGAUAUUGUUGAGUCAGAUGACUCGAAGCCUGUCAAAACUGAAAGUGCAAAUGGAAAAUGGCAUUCUAAAUUCCUUCCAGCAGUAAUGUACUGGGUUGGAAACUCUAACUAUCCUUGGACCAUCCCCGAUGACAAACUUUCAGACGUCUGCUAUGAUAUUUUCAGCGUAGUGUACAAUGGUGCACCCGGAGAAUUUGAGGCCGACAGCUGGAGUGGUGGGUUUCAUGUGGACUCGCGCUGCGUGUAUGAAGACCCGGACAAUGAGGACUCACCUGGAGCCUUUCUGUCUGAAUUCAUCUUGCGUGUUUUUUCCACCCACCUUAAUGCUAUGCAAGGAUAUGAGAAAAUUGACAUAAUUGACUGUGGCUUACCUGGACACCAAGCUGCGCUUGCACUGGCAACUGCAGCUGCCGAGCGCACACUUAUUUUGGCUCGGGACAAUCUUAUACUACUGGACGACACUUCGGACAAUGACAAGAAACUGCACAAGAUCGCAUUGACGCUUAAUCAAGCCACGAACAAGAUGAGCAAUACCGGUACUGCAUUUUCAUCGGGCAACUGGGAGAUGGACACCAUUGCUUACAUGGAACGAAUUGAUGAACUAUCCCUUGGACGCAUCCUGGAGAUUGUUGCGUGA
This is a messenger RNA of Suillus subalutaceus, 1392 nucleotides long. RefSeq lists its product as uncharacterized. The record is from RefSeq and is a predicted model, not a curated record. The transcript has 10 exons. The coding region runs from base 1 to 1392 and encodes 463 amino acids. NCBI's taxonomy places the organism in Eukaryota, Fungi, Basidiomycota, Agaricomycetes, Boletales, Suillaceae.